AGUCAGUCAAAAAUCAGUCAAUGCCAAACACCCAAACCGAACAAAGAUCGAAGAUAUUAAGAAAAUUUAAUAUUUUUCUUUUCGGAAAGUCAGUGCAAUUCUUUAAAUAUUAUUAUAUUAAUUUUGCGGGGAAUGCUCAAAGUACAAUUUGUGAUAUUCUUUGGUGCGAUGUAUGAACUUAGUCAUGUUAAUUAGUGAUUACUGCAGUGGACUCGGCGGCGCGAAAUCGUUCAAUAUGGCCGCCGGAACUGAAACCGUUUCUCAGAUUUGUUUACUGCGGGUCCGGCUGUGUUAUUUUUGUUAGUAGGCAAAGAGUGAUAGUGUAUCAUAAGUGAAUUUGCAUAUUUUUUAGAGCAGAUUCGAUUAUUUAUAUGAUCUCCUGUAAAAUAUUAGAUUUUUAAGAAGUGCAUUGAAUUAAAAUAAGUGCAUAAGUGAUCAUCUUCUUUUCUAUUUAUAUGGGUCGGUGGAGUCCCUGAGUGUGUUUAGUCUAUAAAAAUAUUUCGUUGUGAGUGCUUGCCGUCCCUCGCAAUGUCUCAGCAUGAGCGGUCGGAGCCGCGAUGAGCGCGCCACGGCCGCGCCUGCAGCUGUCGCCGCUGCCGUGCCGCCACUCAUGGGGGUGGAGCGCGUGGUGGGCGCGGUGCCGGGCGGCGGGGGCGGCGCGGAGGUGCUCAACGGCGCCGCCGCGCCGCCCGAGCGCGCGCCCGACGAACCGCCGCGCAAGCGCACCAAGCUCGAUGAAGCGCCCUCGCUGCGCAAGCGAGUGCUCGAGUACAAGCUGCUGCGGCUCAAGACGCUGCGUGACCGGUACACGGAGCAGCUCAGCGAGCUGUACUUCCUGCAAGCGGGCGGCAACAUGAUGGACUACGCGGCGUGGCACAAGCGGCCGCCCGCGCCGCAGCUCGUGGCGUUCCUGGAGGCGCGCCGGCCGCCGGUCGUGCCGCCCGCGCCCGAGCCGCCCGCGCCCGAACCGCCCGCGCCCGAGCCGCCCGCGCCCGACCCGCCGCCGCCGCCCACCGAGAUGGUGGAGAAGGCACGACAAGAAGCGUACGUGGCCGCGCGCGUGGCCGAGCUGGCUCGCGCCGGGCUGUGGGCGGAGCGGCGGCUGCCGCGCGUGUGCGAGCCGCCGCGGCCCAAGACGCACUGGGACUACCUGCUCGAGGAGAUGGCCUGGCUCGCGCAGGACUUCGCGCACGAGCGCAAGUGGAAGAAGCAGGCCGCCAAGAAGUGUGCCCGAGCCGUACAGAAAUAUUUCCAAGACAAGGCGGCCGCGGCGCAGAAGGCGGAGAAGGCGCAGGAGCUGCAGCUCAAGAGGAUCGCCGCCUUCGCGGCCAAGGAGAUCCGGACCUUCUGGCUCAAUGUGGAAAAGUUGGUGGAGUGGAAGCGGUCGCGACGCGUGGAGCGCGCGCGCAAGGAGGCGCUGGACGAGCAGCUGUCCAUCAUCGUGGACCGAACGGAGCAGUACUCCAGGCAGCUGGCCGCCAGUCUGCAGCCGCAGCCCGACACGCCGCCCUCCGACGACGAGUUCACACCCCGGGGACCGGACUCCGACGACGAGGAGACCAUCGCGCAGGCCGAGCAGGAGGCGCAGCAUGACGCGUCGCACCACCGCGACGAGAUCGAGGCGCUGCGGCGCGAGUCGCGACUCGCGCUGCCCGACCUCCUCCCCCCCGGCUACACCCCCGCCGCGCCCUCCCCGCCGCCCUCCCCCGGCUCCUCCGACUACAGCGCCGACGCCGACUCCGCCGACGACGAGGACACCAUCGCCGAGCAGGAGCGCCGCGAGCGCACCGACCACAAGCAGGAGAUGGACGAGCUACAGGAGGAGGCCGACCUCGACAUCGAGGAGCUGAGGCGGCGGUACUCGGCGCCGCCGCCGCCGCCGCCGCCGCCGCCGCCUGACGCCGACACGGACAGCGAGACGGACUCGGAGUCGACGGAGUCGUCGGCGAGCGGCGGGUCGGAGCAGCUGGCCACGCUGGUGGACGAGGCGGGCGCCGGGUCGGAGCGGCGCGUGGAGGCGGCCGCGUCGCUGGCGGCCACGCUGCAGCCCACCGGCACCACGCUGCAGUCCACGGCCGUGGCCACGCCCGUGCCGCGCCUGCUGAAGCACCCGCUGCGCGAGUACCAGCACGUGGGGCUGCACUGGCUGGCCACCAUGCACGCGCGCGCGCUCAACGGCAUCCUGGCCGACGAGAUGGGGCUCGGCAAGACCAUCCAGACCAUCGCGCUGCUCGCCCACCUGGCGCUCGAGCUGCAGGACUGGGGGCCGCACCUCGUGGUGGCGCCCACCUCCGUCGUGCUCAACUGGGAGAUGGAGUUCAAGAAGUGGUGUCCCGCCUUCAAGAUCCUCACAUACUAUGGGACCAUCAAGGAGCGCAAGCUGAAGCGCGUGGGCUGGACGAAGCCGAACUCGUUCCACGUGUGCAUCACGUCCUACAAGCUGGUCGUGCAGGACCACCAGUCCUUCCGCCGCAAGCGGUGGCGGUACCUCGUGCUCGACGAGGCGCAGAACAUCAAAAACUUCAAGAGCCAGCGCUGGCAGAUGCUACUCAACUUCCAGACCGACAGACGGCUGCUGCUGACGGGCACGCCACUGCAGAACAGCCUGCUGGAGCUGUGGUCGCUGAUGCACUUCCUCAUGCCCGACGUGUUCGCGUCUCACUCAGAGUUUCGCGAGUGGUUCGCGCCGGUGGCCGCGCUCGCGGGCGAGGGCGGCGCCGGCGCCGGCACGGCGGGCCUGGUGCGCCGCCUGCACGAGGUGCUGCGGCCUUUCCUGCUGCGGCGGCUGAAGGCGGACGUGGAGCGGCAGAUGCCGCGCAAGUACGAGCACGUGCUGCUGUGCCGCCUUGCCAAGCGGCAGCGCUGCCUUUACGACGACUUCAUGGCGAGGGCCAAGACGAAAGAGAGCCUGGCGUCCGGCAACUUGCUGAGCGUGAUCAACGUUCUCAUGCAGCUGCGGAAAGUGUGCAACCAUCCCGACCUGUUCGAGCCGCGCGCCGUCGCCUCGCCCUUCCACAUGGACGCGCUGCGGAUACACGUGCCUGCCGUCGUACUGCUGGAGGAGGUUCGGGAGCGGAUAGCGUGCGCAGCGCGGCUAGGCGGUGACCUCGCCUCCCUCGAGGUUAGCGACGCGGGCGCGUUCGCGGCGCACCGCGCGCGGCACCUCGCCCCCCCGCGCCGCAUGGUGGAGGAGCUGUGCGCCGCGCCGCCCCCCGCGCCGCCGCGCCCGCCCGAGGCCAAGCUCCGGAUACAUCUGCGGCUCGUGCCGCGCGCGCUGCCGCCCGCCGCGCUGGGUCAGUAUAUAGACUAUCGCCGGGGGACACCGGCGCGGCACCUCGCCCCCCCGCGCCGCAUGGUGGAGGAGCUGUGCGCCGCGCCGCCCCCCGCGCCGCCGCGCCCGCCCGAGGCCAAGCUCCGGAUACAUCUGCGGCUCGUGCCGCGCGCGCUGCCGCCCGCCGCGCUGGGAGCUGUGCGCCGCGCCGCCCCCCGCGCCGCCGCGCCCGCCCGAGGCCAAGCUCCGGAUACAUCUGCGGCUCGUGCCGCGCGCGCUGCCGCCCGCCGCGCUGGGUCAGUAUAUAGACUAGUCGCCGGGGGACACCGGCGCGGCACCUCGCCCCCCCGCGCCGCAUGGUGGAGGAGCUGUGCGCCGCGCCGCCCCCCGCGCCGCCGCGCCCGCCCGAGGCCAAGCUCCGGAUACAUCUGCGGCUCGUGCCGCGCGCGCUGCCGCCCGCCGCGCUGGGAGCUGUGCGCCGCGCCGCCCCCCGCGCCGCCGCGCCCGCCCGAGGCCAAGCUCCGGAUACAUCUGCGGCUCGUGCCGCGCGCGCUGCCGCCCGCCGCGCUGGGAGCUGUGCGCCGCGCCGCCCCCCGCGCCGCCGCGCCCGCCCGAGGCCAAGCUCCGGAUACAUCUGCGGCUCGUGCCGCGCGCGCUGCCGCCCGCCGCGCUGGGUCAGUAUAUAGACUAGUCGCCGGGGGACACCGGCGCGGCACCUCGCCCCCCCGCGCCGCAUGGUGGAGGAGCUGUGCGCCGCGCCGCCCCCCGCGCCGCCGCGCCCGCCCGAGGCCAAGCUCCGGAUACAUCUGCGGCUCGUGCCGCGCGCGCUGCCGCCCGCCGCGCUGGACUAGUCGCCGGGGGACACCGGCGCGGCACCUCGCCCCCCCGCGCCGCAUGGUGGAGGAGCUGUGCGCCGCGCCGCCCCCCGCGCCGCCGCGCCCGCCCGAGGCCAAGCUCCGGAUACAUCUGCGGCUCGUGCCGCGCGCGCUGCCGCCCGCCGCGCUGGGAGCUGUGCGCCGCGCCGCCCCCCGCGCCGCCGCGCCCGCCCGAGGCCAAGCUCCGGAUACAUCUGCGGCUCGUGCCGCGCGCGCUGCCGCCCGCCGCGCUGGGUCAGUAUAUAGACUAGUCGCCGGGGGACACCGGCGCGGCACCUCGCCCCCCCGCGCCGCAUGGUGGAGGAGCUGUGCGCCGCGCCGCCCCCCGCGCCGCCGCGCCCGCCCGAGGCCAAGCUCCGGAUACAUCUGCGGCUCGUGCCGCGCGCGCUGCCGCCCGCCGCGCUGGACUAGUCGCCGGGGGACACCGGCGCGGCACCUCGCCCCCCCGCGCCGCAUGGUGGAGGAGCUGUGCGCCGCGCCGCCCCCCGCGCCGCCGCGCCCGCCCGAGGCCAAGCUCCGGAUACAUCUGCGGCUCGUGCCGCGCGCGCUGCCGCCCGCCGCGCUGGGUGCCGCUACGGCGCCCGCGCUGUGCGGUACCGUGCGGGCGGCGCGCCGGCCGCGCCCCGCCCCGGCUCGGGCGCCCCCCGCUCGCCCGUGCGCCCCCGCCCCCGCCCCCGGUGCCGCGGCGCGGCUGGAGGCGCGGCGGCUGGCGUGCCUGCGGCGGCUGGCGACGGCUAACGAGCGGCGCUGCUGGCGGCUGCCGCUGCUGGGCGCCGACCUGCGCCGCGCCGUGCGCGCCCCCCCACCCCCACCGCCCGCGCCCCCCGCGCACGACCUGGCCGCGCUGCUCGACCGGAUGCACGACGUCAUCGACAGGUUCAGCGUGUGUUGGCGUUCGUGCGUGGCGACGACGCCGACGCUGGAGGCGGGCGCGGGGGCGGGCGCGCGCGCGUGGCGCCUCGUGGCGGGCGCCGCGGAGGAGGGCGCCACGCCGGCGGCCAAGGCGGCGCUGGCGCUGCUGCACGCCGUCGCCAGCCGGCAGACCGUCGCCUUCCCGCACCCGCGCCUGCUGCAGUUCGACUGCGGCAAGCUGCAGGCGCUCGCCCCGCUGCUGCGCCGCCUCAAGGCCGGCGGCCACCGCGUGCUCAUCUUCACGCAGAUGACGCGCGUGCUCGACGUGCUCGAGGCGUUCCUCAGCCUGCACGGGCACGCGUACGCGCGGCUCGACGGCGCCACCAAGGUGGAGCGGCGCCAGGCGCUGGUGGAGCGCUUCAACGCGGACCCGCGCCUGUUCGCCUUCAUCCUGUCCACGCGCUCCGGCGGCGUCGGCCUCAACCUCACCGGCGCCGACUGCGUCAUCUUCUACGACUCCGACUGGAACCCCACCAUGGACGCGCAGGCCCAGGACCGCUGCCAUCGCAUAGGGCAGACUCGCGACGUGCACGUGUUCCGGCUGGUGACGCAGGCCACGGUGGAGGAGAACAUCCUGCGCAAGGCCACCGAGAAGCGGCGCCUCGGCGAGCUGGCCAUCGACGACGGCCACUUCACCACCUCCUACCUGCGCGAGGCGAGCAUCAAGGAGCUGUUCGGGUCGGACGCGGGCGGGGCGGUGGUGGCGGUGGGGGAGGUGGCGGCGGUCGCGGGGGGGGACGUGGAGGGCGCGCUCGCGGCCGCCGAGGACGAGCAGGACGCCGCGGCCGCGCGCGCCGCCCGCGCCGAGCAGCAGGGCGAGCUGGCCGAGUUCGACGAGGCCGUGCCCUACCGCGACGACGACCACCACGACCGCAACAAGGACGAGCUCGCCGCGCUCAUGAGCCAGCUGACGCCGAUCGAGAAAUACGCAAUGCGGUGCGUCGAGAGCAGCGAAGCCGGAUGCGAGGCGGAGCGGGAGGCGCUCAGCGCCGUCCGGCGCUCGCUCGGCGACUGGGAGCGGCGCCGCCGCCGCGACGCCGACGCCGACGCCGACGCCGACCCCGAGCCCGCCGACGCCGACGCCGAGCCGGAGCUCACCUACUCGCGCCGCGACGCCGACACCAAGGUGCGCCCCCGCCGCCGCGUCGCUCCCCCGCCGCCGCCGCCGCCCUCGCCCCCGCCCUCGCCCUCCCGCGAGGACGCGAGAGAGGAGACGAUAGACACGAAAGAGAAGACGGAUACGAAAGAGAGUGCGGAGCCGCCGGCGAGUAAGAAGGCGGGCACGCGCGCCACCCGGUCGCGGGGAGGAGUGCAGAUCGACCUGUGGCGGCUGGACGCGCGCCGCGGCCGGCGGCCGGACCGCGCGGACCGCACGGACCGCACGGACCGCACGGACCGCGCGGACCGGCCCCAGCUCCGCAACGGCACGCUGGACGCGUGGCUGGCCAAGCCGCGCCCGCCCGACCCCGUGUGGCUGAGCGGCGGCCGCGGCGCGCGCGCCGAGCGGAUGCCGAUCUGGUGUCCGCCCUCCCCGCCCGCCAGCGACGGCGACGGCGAGCCGUACCGGCCCUCGUGGGCGCGCGCGCUGUACCGCGCCGGGCCCGCGCCCGAGCACGCGCUGCCCGCCCUGCCCCGCGCCCGCGCCCCGCCCGCCGCGCACCCGCACCCGCCCGCGCACCCGCAUCCGCACCCGCGCCCGCCCCGCCCGCCCCGGCCGCCGCCCUCGCUGUUCGAGCGCGGCGGCGGCGGCGGCGGCGCCGGCGCCCGGGCGCGCAUGCGGCCCCGCGCGCCCGCCGCCGACAAGCACAGGGACGCGCCCGCGCCCGACUGGGCGCCCGCCGAGGACGCCGCCCUGCGCCGCGCGCUGCGCCUGCAGCGCCUGCCGCCCGACGCGCCGCCCGCGCGCGCGCCCAACUGGGAGUGGACCGCCGAGCUCGUCGCCGACGUCGCCCGCGCCUACCGCGCGCCGCGCGCCUGCCGCGACCGCCACGAGCGCCUCGCCGCGCCCGACGAGCGCGAGCGCGACCGCCAGGACCGCCUCGACCGCCACCAGCGCCGCAAGCAGCGCAAGCCGGGCGCGGGCUCGGGCGCGGGUGCGGGCGCCGGCGCAGGCACCGGCGCCGGCGCGCGCCGCCGCCCCGACGACGACGCGCCGCGCCCGCCGCUCGCGCGCCUCGACGCCAUGCGCGAGGCGGCCGAGCGCCGCCGCGCCGCGCCCAAGCGCCGGCUCGACGACGCGCAGCACCACAACCCCAAGCACGCGCAGCUGCUCGCCGACCACGGGCUCGACUACGACCGCCCGCCGACGCCCAUGGAGGUGGCGUCGCGCCGCGCCGACCGCAUCGCCAAGGAGAAGUCGAAGGCGGGCGGCGCGGGCCCGAGCGGCGUCGCCCCGGCCGCGACCGCCGCCGCCGCCGCCCCCGCGGGCCCGCCGGCCCCCGCGGCGUCGGCGGCGGGCGCGCGCGUGGUGGUGGCGGCGCACGCGGCGGCCGGCAAGGCGGAGGCGGCGCGGCGCGCGCGCGCGGCGGGCACGAUGAGCACGAUGAGCACGAUGAGCACGAUGAACACGGCGGGCACGGUGGCCGCGCAGCCGCAGCAGCUGCUGUACCGCCACCAGCCGCUGCAGGCCCGACACCACCUCAAGAUCCUGCACCACGCCAAUGCGAGCACGGCUCAGGUUGCUGGUGGGAGCGGCGUGACGGUGGCGAGCGUGGCGGGCAUGGCGGGCGUGACGGUGGCGGGCGAGAGCGCGCUGCGCACGUUGCAGCUGCAGCAGCUCGCGCUGCGCCGUCCGCCGCCCGCCACCCCCGCCCCCGCCCCCGCCCCCGCCCCCGCCCCCGCCGCCGCGCACCAACACCAGGUGGCGACUGCGGCCGGCACGCGGCUGCUGGCGCGCGCGGCGGCGCCGCACCCGCACGUGGUGGUGGCGCACACUUCGCACGCGCCGCACACUCCGCACGCGCCCCACACGUCCGCGCCCGCCGACCACUGACCGAGUGUACAGAAUACCCGCCCGCCGCCCCGCGUUGCGACUCCUGCGAGAGCGCCGGCCUUAAACCGAAACGUGAACAAUAAACAUUGAC
Messenger RNA from Cydia strobilella, 8141 nucleotides. RefSeq names its product helicase SRCAP (gene dom). The transcript has 29 exons. Gene Ontology annotation, molecular function: ATP hydrolysis activity; ATP binding; ATP-dependent chromatin remodeler activity. Lineage: Eukaryota; Metazoa; Arthropoda; Insecta; Lepidoptera; Tortricidae. Bases 539 to 8050 code for a protein of 2503 amino acids. Gene Ontology annotation, cellular component: Swr1 complex. Gene Ontology annotation, biological process: chromatin remodeling. The record is from RefSeq and is a predicted model, not a curated record.